Messenger RNA from Clarias gariepinus (North African catfish), 969 nucleotides. RefSeq names its product psychosine receptor-like. The coding region runs from base 1 to 969 and encodes 322 amino acids. Gene Ontology annotation, molecular function: G protein-coupled receptor activity. Lineage: Eukaryota; Metazoa; Chordata; Actinopteri; Siluriformes; Clariidae. The transcript has a single exon. Gene Ontology annotation, biological process: positive regulation of Rho protein signal transduction; phospholipase C-activating G protein-coupled receptor signaling pathway. Gene Ontology annotation, cellular component: membrane. The record is from RefSeq and is a predicted model, not a curated record.
AUGGCAUACGCCACAGCAAAUGGAAGCAAUGCAACAACCAUGUCUCCCUCCCAACAUUCCUUACAAAACAAUAGUCACUUAACCUUGAGGAAUUUGACAACUCUGGCCGAGAUUCUUGCUGAUUGUGUCAAAACUGGACCGUCCCCUCUGCGUUUCCCCAUACAGUUAGUUGUCCUUAUACUUGCCCUCCCAGCAAAUGCAUUAUUGCUCUGGCUUUUGGUAAAGAACAGAAAAACUCUUUCUCCCUCUGAGGUUUUAGGUCUCAACUUUGCCCUACUCGGUGUGCUGUUUGGACUCAGUCUGCCACUGGAUAUUGUUAUUACAUCUAUUAAUGCCCGCACAGGACUUCUCUUGAACCUUUCAAAUGCCUUUGCUAUUCUCAGUUACAUCGGCUGCCCCCUCCUGCUGACCAGUAUGUGCUUGGAACGGUAUGUGGCCGUGGCACACCCUGUGCUCUUCAUAAAGCUGGGGAAGUGGGAGUAUCGUGCUGCAUGUUCUGCCAUCAUCUGGUUUCUCACUUGUAUUGUAUCAGGAGUCAUCUUUGUCUACACACUCUCUAAAAUGGCUAUUCAGUUAUCCAUCAUUAUUAAUCUGCUGUUUUUAAUCAUGGUGGGUUGUCUAUUUGGAAUUGUGUGCGUGUUGUGUAAAAAGGGACCAGGUGAAGGGGACCAAAAUAAUUCAGUUGUAAAGAAGCGAGCUCUGAAGUAUGUUGUAGCACUAUUGGUGCCCUCAGCUAUAAUCUAUUUGCCAAUGCUGGCUCUGGCCCCUUUUAUUCUCAUGAUUAACAUGCUUACUGAAAACGGCACAAAUUUCCUUUUAUGUACUUGUCUGAUGAUGUUCAGUAUUCUCCCCAAUUUUGGAGUCUGCAUUGGGCCUUUAUUCUACAUGGCCCGAGUAAAGCAAGUAUUCUGUCACAGGAAUAAAAAAUCAAGAGACACAAGAGAGACCACUACGGACCAGAGGACCUAA